AGGUUUUAAUAAUUCAAUUGUGUCGAGGCUUUGUGGAGAAGGCUUUUACGUUUGCGACACAUAGUUUGUUAUCGGCGAUGUGCUGGGCUGCUCGCUUGUGAAAACCCAUAUAUACCAGCGUGUAAAGGACUCGGCACUCUCUACCAACCCUGUAACAUGGCAGACGCACUAACAAAAGAAAAGCGUGAAGAGCUCCGUGAGGCCUUCUAUAUGUUUGAUAAAGAUGGGGAUGGCAGAAUCACCGCCUCAGAACUUGGAGUCGUGCUUAAAUCCAUGGGUCACACACCAACCGACACAGAGUUACGGGACCUGAUUCACGAAGUAGAUGCUGACGGAAACGGGACGAUUGAGUUCAACGAAUUUUUAGUGAUGAUGUCUAAACGGCUGUCAUCCGACCUGGAGAAACAGGAAUACGUGGAUGCCUUUAAGGCUAUGGACCAGAACGGAGACGGAGUGAUAAGUGCUUCCGAACUCCGUCAAGUACUCAAAUCCAUGGGCGAAAACAUCAACGAUAAGGACAUCGGCGAUAUGAUGAAAGCGGCCGACAUGGACGGAGACGGAAAAAUCAACUAUGUCGAGUUUAUCCAAAUGAUGAAAAACCGGUAACACAACACAUCAAAAUGCUAAUGCUGCAGGAUAACAUCACGUGACCUUCCGUUACCUGGUCUAGGGUUUUCAAAGACUUAUCAUCAUAGUGUUCUUUAUCCAUCGUUCUUUCUCUCUAUUCAAUUGAUCUUCUUAUAUCUUUACAAUCGCACGGACCGUUUAGACGUUUCUUCGGAUAUGAUUUAAUGUUUUAAUCUUAUUUAAACGCAAUUAUCUCAUCCUUUUGGAUACUAUGCAAUAGACAAAUUUUGGGAAAACGAGGACUUUUUCACCUUUAUAAUUAUAUAGUUUUACUAUUAGAGACAGAAGAGUGUCAUUCCAAGGGAAAUAACUCUCAUCAUCUCAAGCCUGUGGAAGCGUAAACAUCCAUUCUAAAGCGAUUUUCAUCUUGGACCUUUAGUUCAAGAACAAACCAUUCUUCAUUUUGGAUUUGUCCACAAUUGUCUGUACAGUUGCUAAAAAAGCAAGGACCUAAAUUUUAGAUGUUUCACUACAUUAAUUAAACAUUGAAAUUUGAAUUUUGAAAUUAUGUGAAAAUUGAGCAUUCCGAUGGAACCCUUUUAUUAUCGGAAUGUUGUUGAAUUUUCAAAAUAUUUGCACAUGUUAAAUCAUUACUAAAAACACCAAUUCUUCAAUAACUUCCGGUUUUGACAUGCUGAGUUACAGACCAUUGGUAUAUCUCAUUCCGGUAGAUGUCCCCAUCAAAAAAAUGGGAAAAAUAAGGAAAAAGGUUCGAGUCUUAUUGGAUAUUGUCAAUUUUGUUUGUGUAAUUCCGGGCGCAAAUUGUGUGUUCAGCUGACUGGCGAUUGAGUGCUGAGCCAAAGGAAUGCGCUUUAUAUGAGCAAGAUCCUGUAUUAAUGAUAUGUCUGUCUUCCCCGUGCUGUGCCCGAUUCGAAGGAACAAGGCGACAAGCAUAAUGUUUAUUAUUUAGUUUAAGUUAUAAUUGUCACCAUCCUAUAAAGUAUGGUAUUAUGCUGUCAACGAAAAACUGAAUCAAACCUCGAGAAGUGAUUUGCAAUACCUUAGUACUUUUUUUUUUUUUUUGUCAGACUGUGAAUCGUUUUCUUAUAAAUUAUUCCAAAAACAAUUUAUUUGAACUAAGGAAGGUAGCGCACAAUUUGAAAACAAGACUCUCCGUCAGUCUAAUUAAUUUUCUUAUUUCUCUUGCUAAGGGAGGUAACUUAAACAAAUGUUUGUUCGAAUUAUAUUUGGGAAAUAUUAUGAGAAAAUUGUUUUAAAAUAUAACAAAAAAUAUUUCAUAGGCAAGUUUUUAUUUACAGAAAGAUACAAUGUAAUUGACUUUUGACUUUUGUUGAUUUGUAAAGCCGAAUGGAGGAGAGGGACCGUGAUUUCGUCAUGGCUCCUUUACACUUCCGUAGACGAUUUACCAAUAAAAUGGCAUUCCAGUUACUCUUAAAA
Messenger RNA from Mizuhopecten yessoensis (Yesso scallop), 2025 nucleotides. RefSeq names its product calmodulin-like. Bases 157 to 606 code for a protein of 149 amino acids. Gene Ontology annotation, molecular function: calcium ion binding; enzyme regulator activity. The transcript has 5 exons. The record is from RefSeq and is a predicted model, not a curated record. Lineage: Eukaryota; Metazoa; Mollusca; Bivalvia; Pectinida; Pectinidae.